UCAGACAGUCAAGAUGCCGCUGAUAGUUAGCGAUUACACAUGGACUCAAAGCCAGAGCACAGUUUACAUCAGUGUACCUUUAAAAGGAGUAAAGACCACUAAAGUCGAUGUCCUUUGCACGGAUGAGUAUCUGAAGGUCAGUUUCCCCCCGUUUUUAUUCGAAGCCUUCUUAUUUCAACCAAUAGAUGAUGAAAAAAGUGGUGCCAAAAUUGGAAAUGGUGUUGCAGUUUUCACAUUGCAGAAGAAAAGAGAAGAAUUGUGGGAGCAGCUCAUUAAAAAUAUUGAUAAAGACAAACAGAGGCUGACUCGAGAACAAGCAAAUCUCAAAGUUCAGGAGAAAGCAGUAGAAAAGGCCAAAGCCAAAGCCAACAGGAUUCAGCAGGAGAGGAAAUAUGCGCUGGAGACCAUGAUGAAGCUUGAGAAAGAGGAGCAAGACAUGAUUCAGAAGGUGAAGAAAGAUGAAUGUGCGAGAGCCACUGCAGAGCUGGAGGUUUGGAGAGAAACACAGCGGAAACCAGUAGAAGAAAAGGAGAACCAGCUGAAACAGCAGGAAUCCGGCAAACAUAACAACAAACCCAUUUUUCAGAACCCAGAGCGUGCAAACACAACACCUGCAGCGAGACAAUUGCACAAUUCUGGUCAAAAAAGCAGCAAAAAGAAGCCUAAAGUUCUACCUGCUCCCAGAUCAGCUGGCUGUAUUAAGAUCAGUUUCACCCCACGCAUGUUUCCCUCUGCCCUAAGAGAGUCUCAAGUCCCGGAAGAGGAAGAGUGGUUGAGGAAACAGGCAGAGGCCAGGAGAGCUGCGAACGCUGACCUGGCCGAAAUAAAUGACCUGAGCGAGGAAGAGAGAAACCCAGAGUGGCUCAAAGAGAAGGGAGAUAAAUUCUUCAUGGCAGAAAACUAUCAGGCUGCUAUCAAUGCAUAUAAUCUGGCCAUCAAACUCAACAGGAAGUUUGCAGCUUUGUUUUCCAAUCGAGCGGCCUGUCAUCUCAAACUGAGAAAUUGUCACAAAGCCAUUGAGGACAGCUCUCAGGCGCUGGAGUUGCUCACGCCUGCGGUCACUGCAAAUGCCACAGCUCGUCUGAAAGCUCACGUGAGACGUGGAACAGCAUUCUGUGAGCUUGAGCUCUAUGUGGAAGGUCUUCAGGAUUUUCAGGCUGCUCUAGAGAUCGACCCACACAAUGCUGCUUUAAAAGCUGAUACAGACAGAAUUCGCCAGAUUGUACAAGGCACCACGUCAUGUAAAUAAGCACAUGUGCUACAUAACAUUUUUAUUUUAUUAGUGCCGACUUAACAAAUUUAAUAUGACACCACAUAUAAAGUAGUGGUUCAAUUGGAGGCAAAAAAAAAAAGAAAAUAUACACAUGAAACCCAAGUUUAUUUUGCUCUGACAGUAUUUGUCUUCUCAAUUAAACUGCAUUAACAUUUUAUGAGUUUUUGUUUAAUGCAUAUCAGGCUAACAUGCAAGUUACAUGAAAUACAUCAAUGUUUUAUAGGGUUAAUGAAUGAGUAUGGUGUACUGCAUUAUUGAUAACCACAAAACAUGUCCUGUAUUAAGAUAAUAAUCAAUAGAAGUGGGUAUAAAUGACAGAGGCAAAUGUGUUUGGGAACAAGUAGAAGUAAGAGAG
This is a messenger RNA of Xyrauchen texanus (razorback sucker), 1628 nucleotides long. RefSeq names its product dynein axonemal assembly factor 4 (gene dnaaf4). The transcript has 9 exons. The coding region runs from base 14 to 1249 and encodes 411 amino acids. Lineage: Eukaryota; Metazoa; Chordata; Actinopteri; Cypriniformes; Catostomidae. Gene Ontology annotation, molecular function: nuclear estrogen receptor binding. Gene Ontology annotation, biological process: outer dynein arm assembly; heart development; cilium movement. The record is from RefSeq and is a predicted model, not a curated record.